GGUGCUGGUUCACUACGCGCUUUCCUCUCGGAGCAUUCGUUCGCUGGCGGUGGAAGUGCGCUGUCGCGUGUUUUUCGUUUUGUUCGUGUGCGGUGGUGAGCUGUGCUGUGUGCUUCUGUGUGGCGGCUGGUUUGUAUUUCCGAAUCCGUUAAUCUCGUCGGCGGGAGCCCUUUUUUCCGGCCGGAAGCAAUACGAAACACACGCGCACACUUACACGCAACUCACAACAAACACACACGCAUACCCAGCAGCAGCAGUAGCACGGCGGCACAGCGGCCGAAUCCUUGAAUUGUUUGUCUGUGUGUGUGUGUGUCUGUGUGUGUGUGCAAGUGUGCCUGUGUCCGUGGUCCUUGCGAGAAGGAGAAGACGUGUUUGUAAGUGUGGUGUGCACGUGCAGCAUAAGUGGUUGGUUGGUGUUGGUAGGUGUAGGUGAAGCGGAAACAAGUGCGUGAGUGCAAGUGUUGUACGCCCAACCGCGCCGCAUAAAGGGAGCGAUAGAAGAGGCGUCCCCAUCGUCAUAUCCCCCAUUAACCGGCGUCAUCAUCCUCAUCGCAUCAUUAUUGUUGGCCCGUGGCCGCCCUUUGAUCGUCGCCCAAGUGGUCGCCCAGCCCACCUUCCCCAGGAAAGAAGAAGUGCGUGCGUGUAUUUUGAGUGCAUUUUUUUUCUUGUGUUGGCCGUCGGUUUAGUUGUUCGUCGUGCAGCUUCUCCCCCCCCCCCACACAAUCGUCAUUCUGUGUCUCUUCAAAUUGCAGGCAAGGCCAGGCUAGUUGCAGUGAUAUACAAGAGCGAAGUGUGCAUCUUGGUGAUGAAGUGAAAGCCCCGCGGGAGCAUUAUAUCUAUCGCUGUUCUAAUAAUUAGCGCGCGCGUGUGUGUGUGUAUUGUGUCUACACGACCACUGAGCAAGGAGGAAAAAGCAAAGAAUAGAGCGUGUGACGGUGUAACUGUUUUCGUUUGCGGAAACGAGCGUGAGGCUUUGAUUUUUGGGGCGUCUGACACGACCAACCCGCCACCACAACGGAAGCACCGGGCGUACGUUCGCCUCGCCUGCGCCAACGCUUGCUAGGACGACGAUCGCGUGGAGGACGACGGUAGCAGGACUCGAAGCUUCCUGCGCGCGCUGAAUUGCACACGACGACUCCAACGACGAUCGCGAAUCCUUUCCAUCGAAAGGAACAGAAGCGGCGAGAACGACGAAGACGACGACGACGACGAUCCGCUGACGAUCGCCGUUGCACAAUCACAAUCUUCCAGACGCGUCGGCGGUGACCUGCUGCAUCAGCCAGCAGCAGUAGUAGUAGCAGCGGCAGCCAAGCGGAUUGGGACGCGCAUACGACGACGGUGUUAACCACCCCCCCGCAGCCCCACCAUAUCCCCCGCGUGUGCGAGCAAACCAAACGUCCGAACGACGGAAACCAGGAAGCAAAUUGAAAGCAGGAGGAUGGAUUGCAAACGGAUUUUGCGCUGCUCGGCACUAGUCGUGCUAGUUUUAGUCACCCUAGUAAAUGCACAAAGCUCAGGUGCACACAAGCGGGAUCUGAACAAUCUGUACCAAGUGAUCUAUUACGGUGACUCGCAGGUCGAGGUCGGGAAGCCGUUCUCGAUCUCGUGCAUCAUCAGCAUCGCCAACCCGGUCGAGUGGCACAAGGACGGCGAACCGAUCCGGAAGCACAGCAACAUCCGCCACGGCAAGGAUGAGCACAGCUACAUCGAGAGUGAGAUGGGCAUCGCAGGAAAUCGAGACAAAAUCGAAGCAUCGAUCAGCGUCCAGCGCGCCCUGCCGAAGCACCAGGGCCGGUAUCAGUGCAACGCGCUGUACAAAAACUACCACCAGCUGUACGUGUACCGGAACGGUACGCUGCUCGGCCAUGGUGCUGGUGCUGCUGCCGUCGCCGUACCGGGUCCUUCAAGGGGCCGCGACGAGAUGCAGGUACUGUUGAGCACGGUCAAAUCGACGCUCGUAGCGCCCCUGCAGCAGCCCAUCGAGCAUCAUCACUUCACGACGGCGGUAGCGCUCGCUCCGGGACCGCCCAUCGUAGACGAGGAACUGCCGCGGGAACACGAACGCGAUCGGGAGUCCCCGAAGGGAGGGCACAGUCCACACCAUCACAGGCAGCAGGCGGGGCAGGGCCAUCGACACCAUACCGCCAGUGGGGGUUUAGCCGGGGAGAAGCAGCCCGACCACUCCAGCCCGGCGAUGGGCAAAGAUGACUCGAAACGGUUCGUCAGCCAAAAGACGACCACGAUCGACCAGAACGGGCUGCUGGAACAGACGCGGGUGGAAGAUUUGGAUCGGGAUUUCGCUCCGGUGCUGCACAACACCGACCACCGGGGUGCUUCACCGAUGAUGGGCAAAGGUUCAAAGAAGCAGCACUCCAGCGCCGGAAGAGUACACGUACCGGUGGAAACGCGAGAAGAGGAUGAAGAUGAGCAAGAGGAGAUUAUUGGUGGCGGCGAUGUGGCGGAGACGCGCGAAGGCCUAGAUCUCGAUACCACCGGUACCGAUGCGGAUCACGCCGAGGACCUCGUUGAACCCGAUACGGAAAUCGUUAUCGAAAGCAAGGCUAUCUCGCUCGAGGACGAGAACAUCGACCGGUUGAUCCAGAACAAGAGCGACAUCAACGGGAUCAUCCUGGUAGACAGCCUGGAGGAGCUGGCGACGCUCCGCAAGCAGCCUUCGUCCGCCCUGUUGCCCAUACUGCCAACCCGUGAGGCCAUGACGAGCAACGGCUCGAGUGGGUUUUCCCUGGCCGUCAGUACCGUGGGGCCGAUGCUGACCGGAGCCGUUUCGAAGGACGGUGGCAGUGUGGUGCUCCUCACCAGCGUCGCUCCACCACUGGAGCAGGAUAAUACAGUGCACCACAACCAUCACCAUCACCAUCACGAACAUCACGGAAGCUCGUCGUCCUCGUCGUCGACCGCAGCAAAGAUGGCAACCACUUUAACGGCCACUACGUCUACUACUACAACCACUGCUAGUACUACUACCAUCACAACUACUACCACUACGAGCACCACCACCACAACGGCGGCUCCGCCCACGACGACCACCAUCGCGGCUGCCGAUGUACUGCUGCCUAACUACGACCAAGCCAGCACUAGUUUAAAAAUAUUCGAUAUAGCAAAAGCAUUGACGCUCGGUUGUAACAUUACACAGGAAGGAAAUUUUGAGUUAAGUUGGGCAAAAGACGGUAAGAACGUAAGUGAGGUCGAAUCGCUAAAAGACCGCUUUAAGAUACUGGCGGCCGAGCGAAAGUUCGUCAUCAGUCGGGCACUGGAAACGGAUGCCGGACAGUACACGUGUAGCGUACCACAAUUGGGUGUAUCGAAAAGUUUUAACGUAGUUGCUAAUGUUGUUGUUAAAUUUGAAAGCACAGAAAUAGGUAAAACUAACAUAGUGGAGGGCGAACGGUUGACGCUGCACUGUAUAGCUUACGGAACGGAUCCUAAAAUCACCUGGACAGUUGGCAACAAUACUUACAACGCGUCGACAGAUCACAUCGUGCUGGAGGAGGACGAGAGGGGCGUCGAGAACGCGAAGCUUAUCAUCGAUAGCAUAAAGCUAGACGACUACGCCGACUAUACCUGCGAGGCACGAAACAAUGCCACCGAGUUUACGGGCAAACCGGCACAGGUUCUGAUCACCGUUAGAGUAAGAGGAAAAUAUGCGGCCCUUUACGUUUUCCUGGGUAUUAUUGUGGAAGUUGUUUUACUGUGUGCGAUUAUUUUAAUAUGCGAAAAAAGACGUAACAAGACAGAGAUCGAGGAAAGUGAUACCGACCAGAGUCCCGACCAGGAGAAGCUAAAGAAGUGAUGCUCCUCGCCACCGCAAACGUUGCCUACUCCACAGAAACUGUACAUAAGCUAAGUGAUUACCAGUAAACAGAAAAGCAAACAUUUCGAGCAAGUCCGUGGCGACCUGCAACGACCAACUCCAACCAUGUCCUGGGUUUCUUAACCAUACCGGUCCCAUCAUUAUCGCAGUGUGGUGCAAGUAGAGGAAGGCUUUGGUUACGGCACAUCAACUUAGUUUGUGGUUCGGAGUAAAAUUACACGGUUUAUAAAUAUUUUCAGCCUGUCUUUAUAAGGGUUUACUUUUACUAAGUAAAUCGUAUACACACAUACACUCACGAAAUUUAAAGUCUUAUUGUUUUAUUUUUUGUGGACAAACAAGUGCCACAUUUCCUUGUAUUAUUGUCACAAAAUGUGUGUUUCUUCACUUGUUGUUUUAUUUAAUCCUAUCAACAUGAGUUUCAAUUAGCAUCAUGAUUUUUAAACUGUUUCAAAAGAUAAUUUAUGUUCGUCCUUCUAAAUGGAUACAGCGAGUGCUAUUAAGGUAAACCAUUUUCUAUGCCCUAAUAGAAAUAACCGUGGCAUAAACGAUGGACCAGUUUUAUCGUUUGUAAUAUAUGAAAAAAAAAAAACAAACCAUUAAAAUUAAAAAUUAAAAACACAUUGUUGAAAAACUAAAACCAUUUUGCAUCCAUGGUCUCUAAAACAGAGCGAAACAAGCGACGGAUUGAAGUGAACGAGUCUAGAAUGAUGCAACAUAGAAGGAGAAAAUCACACAAUUUUUAUUGAAACAAAAAAGGAGGAACAGCCACGAUCCAACCUGCAACUUCAACUGCAUUCGUUUUCUAACAAAUUAUCUGAAUAAAGACCACAAUUUCUUUGUAAGUAGAUAGCGUGUAGCAAGCAAAUAAAAGAAAAAGGCCAGAGUGUAAUGGAAGCAACACAAAAAACAUUGUAAUUAUAGAGCCCAUAGCCAGGUUUGAACCGAAAAAAUAGUUCUAUAAACUUCCUUUGUGUUUAAGUUUUCUUCUACCGUCAUCAAAUCAAUUCGAAAAAGGAUAUGGAAACAAUUUUUGUUACAUAUAGUUAUUGCAGUAACCUCUGACUCUGGCAUUUGAGGAUCGUUUGAAUAGUACUUAAGUGUUGAUCUGCAACACAGAUGAACGCAAUGCAAGAACCCACUCUACCGUAACGUCAGCACACAAUACAUACGUUUUAACAGAAACAAAAUAAUCAAAAUUAACCUUGUUCAACGUAGGGCCAUUCGAGUUUAAACUAUCGGUAGAUGAUUGAAUUGACAAACGAAAACAAAAAAUGCAAAUAACACAAAAACGAGAUAAGGAAGGUAAAAAUACAACCCCGAAACGGUUCAACACGUGAAACGCAAAAGCAACAAAUACACACAAACACACACAAACAUACGCACGCCCUUUUCUGGUGUGGCAUCUUUUUUGAAUAACAUCGUGAAUAUCGGCAAUGUUAAACUAUUUCUAAGUAAAGUACUAAAAUUAGCGAACAAAUAAAUCGUACAGUGGGUUUGUUUUUCUUA
Molecule: messenger RNA, 5338 nt
Organism: Anopheles arabiensis
Lineage: Eukaryota; Metazoa; Arthropoda; Insecta; Diptera; Culicidae
Gene: Bsg
Exons: 10
Coding region: 1439-3811 (790 amino acids)
Biological process (GO): cell-cell adhesion
Cellular component (GO): cell-cell junction
Molecular function (GO): cell adhesion molecule binding
Source: RefSeq, a predicted model, not a curated record